AUGUCAGUAAAUAAGGUGCCCAUCUUGGGCAAAGAAUCUAUACAUGUGGGCUAUGAAAUACAGCCUCACAUUGUUAGUGAAACAAUUACCAACUUGGCCACAUCAACAUAUGUGAUUGUCAGUGAUACCAACAUGGCCAAAACUCCCACAUUCAAGAAAUUGGUGUCAGAUUUCGAGACUGAACUCAAGGAAAAAAGACCAGAGUCAAGGCUAUUGACCUAUUUUGUUCCACCAGGAGAAAAUAACAAGAGUCGUGAAACAAAGGCUGCAGUGGAAGAUUUUCUUUUGAAUAAAGGGUGCACCAGAGACACUGUGAUUCUUGCAGUUGGUGGAGGAGUCAUUGGAGAUAUGAUUGGAUUUGUCGCAGCAACAUUUAUGCGUGGAGUUAGGGUUGUUCAAGUACCAACUACAUUAUUAGCAAUGGUCGACUCCUCAGUUGGUGGUAAGACCGCCAUCGAUACACCUUUGGGGAAAAACUUUAUCGGUGCAUUCCAUCAACCAGAGUAUGUCUUUUGUGAUGUUUCAUUCUUGCAAACAUUACCUGCAAGACAAUUCAUCAACGGUAUGGCAGAAGUGAUCAAGACAGCAGCAAUUUGGAACGAAGAAGAAUUUACAAGGUUGGAGGAGUUUGCUCCUACGUUUAUUGCCGAGGUGACUUCUGAAAAACCUAAUUUGGAAACCAUUAAAAAGGAGCUAGUUAAAACCGUAUUGGAAUCAGUAAGAGUCAAGGCUUCAGUUGUAUCAGCUGAUGAAAAAGAAGGCGGAUUGAGAAACUUGCUCAAUUUUGGUCACACCAUUGGACACGCUAUUGAGGCAAUUCUCACUCCUGAAGCACUCCAUGGUGAAUGUGUAUCCAUCGGAAUGAUCAAGGAGGCAGAAUUAUCAAGAUACUUGGGAAUACUACCACCAGUUGCCGUUGCGAGACUUUCCAAAUGUCUUGCAGCUUAUAAGUUGCCAAUUUCAGUUGACGAAAAGGGAUUUUCUAAAAUCGUUGGUGGUAAAAAGUACAACUUGUUGAUCGAUCUGUUGAUACAAAAAAUGUUGAUUGAUAAGAAAAACGACGGUAGUAAGAUUAGGUGUGUGUUGUUGGAGAGAAUAGGUAGGUGUUACGAACUCAGGGCGCAUCAAAUUUCAAAAGAUGAUUUGAGAUUUGUGUUAACUGAUGAAGUCUUGGUGCAUCCGUUUAAGGAUUUCCCCGAAUCAGUGACUAUUUCACCACCAGGAUCAAAAUCAAUCUCCAAUAGGGCUUUGAUAUUAGCUGCUUUAGGCACAGGCACUGUUGAAAUUAAAAACUUGUUACAUUCUGACGACACAAAGCACAUGUUGGAUGCAUUGUCGGUACUAAGAGGUGCUUCGAUUUCAUUUGCGGAUAAUGGCGAAACCGUUGUUGUUGAAGGUAACGGUGGAAGCUUGUUUGCCAGUGAGAAAGAAUUGUACUUGGGCAAUGCUGGUACUGCCUCUAGAUUUCUUACGGCCGUUGCAUGCUUAGCUAAAAGCUCAGACAAUCUGCAUGUUGUUUUGACCGGUAACACAAGGAUGCAAGAGAGACCAAUCGGCCCUUUGGUGGACGCCUUGCUGUCCAAUGGAUCGGAAAUCGAGUACUUGAAAAACACUGGCUCAUUGCCAUUGAGAAUUACGGCUGGAAAAGGUCUCAAGGGUGGAAGGAUAGAGUUGGCCGCCACUAUAUCAUCUCAAUAUGUAUCGGCAAUACUCAUGUGUGCACCAUAUGCCGAGGAGCCAGUAACGUUGUCGCUUGUCGGGGGAAAGCCAAUCUCUCAGUUGUACAUUGACAUGACAUGCGAAAUGAUGAAACAGUUUGGGGUUGAAGUUAUCAAAUCAACUAGUGAACCAUACACUUACCAUAUUCCCAAAGCUACAUACAAGAAUCCAUCGGAAUACGUUGUUGAAUCUGAUGCAUCAUCAGCCACUUACCCAUUGGCAUUUGCUGCAUUGACAGGCUCUUCCUGUACAAUUCCAAACAUUGGAUCAUCAUCAUUACAAGGUGAUGCGAAAUUUGCUGUUGAUGUUUUAAAACCAAUGGGAUGUGAUGUAAAGCAAACAGCGACAACCACAACUGUCACCGGACCACCACAGGGUCUGUUGAAGGCAUUGAAAAGUGUGGAUAUGGAGCCCAUGACUGAUGCAUUUUUGACCGCGUCUGUUGUUGCAGCGGUAGCUAAUGGGACAACUACAAUUACAGGUAUUGCAAACCAAAGAGUUAAAGAGUGCAACAGAAUUAAAGCCAUGGUUGAUGAAUUGGCAAAAUUUGGAGUACACGCGCAUGAGAUUGAGGAUGGUAUUGUAAUUGAAGGUGUAUCAUCGAACAAUUUGAAAACUCCGAGUGUGGAAAAUAGAGGCGUCCACACAUAUGACGAUCAUAGAGUUGCAAUGUCAUUUUCACUACUAGCUGGAUUGUGUAAGCAAUCAGUGUUGCUUUUGGAGAGAUCAACGACAGGGAAGACAUGGCCAGGAUGGUGGGAUAUUUUGCACUCUAAAUUUGGUGUCACUCUUGAAGGUUAUGAACCAGCUAGAGCAACAACUUGCAUCACCAAUGGAGACAAAAGUGUUGUAGUCAUUGGUAUGAGAGCCGCAGGUAAAACCACCUUAUCCAAAUGGUUAGCCAAAUUCUUGGGUUUCAAAUUCCUUGAUUUGGAUGAACAUCUUGAGGAGGAACUUGGCAUUGAUAUCAAAACAUUGAUCAAAGAAAAAGGUUGGGAUUAUUUCAGAGAGCAAGAAUCAUUACUAGCUGCUAAAUGUUUUGAAAAGUAUUCUUCUGGAUAUGUUCUUUCAAGUGGUGGCGGUCUCGUUGAAAGUGAAGACGCUAGAAAGCAACUCAAGCAAUACAUGGCCAAUGACGGUAUUGUUUUGCACUUGCACCGUGAUUUGGAAGAAACUGUCACUUUCUUGAAUUCGGAUGCUACACGUCCAGCUUUUGCUUCGGAGGUAAAGGAUGUAUGGUUGAGAAGAGAGAAAUGGUAUCACGAAUGCUCAAACUAUCAUUUUUAUGCUCCACAUUGUACAACUAAUGCCGAGUUUUCCAAUUUGAAAAAAGUGUUUUUAAAAUUCAUUGCCAAAAUCACCGGCCUCGAAGAAAUGGUUAUUCCCAAAACACGUUCAGCUUUUGUUACAUUGACAUACCCUAAUGUGAGAGAUGCAUUGGAGAUUUUACCAGGCAUCGCAGUUGGAGCAAAUGCUGUUGAAUUGAGGGUGGACUUGUUGGCAAAGUAUGAUGCUUCUUACAUUGCAGAUCAAGUUGGAUUGUUGAGAAAGACGGUGGAUUUACCAAUCAUCUACACUAUCAGAACCAAAUCGCAAGGUGGUAUGUUUCCUGAUGAAGACCUUGAUAGUAUCAAAUCGUUGCUCUUAUUUGGUAUCAAGAUUGGUGUUGAUGUUAUUGAUUUGCAAUUAAUUUCGCCAAACGACGUUAUUGACGAAGUGAUGGCAAAGAGGAGCCACACAAAAGUCAUUGCAUCCCACCAUGACUUCACUGGCCAAUUGAAAUGGGACAAUGUUGAAUGGAAAACCAAAUAUGAUCAAGGUGUGGCAAUAAAUGCUGACAUUGUCAAGUUGGUUGGUAAAGCUGUUGAUUUCAAUGACAAUUUGUUGUUGGAAAAAUUCAGAAGUGAAAAUACAACCAAGCCCUUGAUUGGAUUGAAUAUGGGACCAAAAGGUAAAUUAUCACGGGUUUUGAAUACUGUUUUCACCCCGGUUACGCACGACCUCAUCACUGACAAACCGCAAGGGGUGGGGCAAUUAACCUUUAAGGAAAUCAAUGAAGCUUAUUUCCAAAUUGGAGGAUUUAUUGAAAACAGAUUUUGGGUUGUCGGGUCACCGAUAGAACAUUCGAGAUCACCAGCAUUGCACAAUGCCGGAUACAAAGCGUUGAGCUUACCAUACAAGUUUGAUAGAUUUGAAUCAAGUGAUGCAGAAACCGUUUACAAACAGUUGAUGUUGAGAUCGGAUUUUGGUGGGUUGGCAAUCACCAUGCCAUUGAAGUUGGAUAUGAUGAAGUACGUCACCAAACUUUCAGAUGCAGCCAAGUUGGUUGGUGCUAUUAACACAAUUGUUCCCAUUGACGGUGGUGGCGGUUUUCUUGGUGACAAUACUGAUUGGGUUGGAAUUACAAACUCAUUUAAGCAAAGUGGAUUCAUUGGAGGCAACAAUGUCAAUGGAUUGGUUGUUGGAGGAGGUGGUACUUCAAGAGCUGCAAUUUAUGCGUUGCACAAAUUGGGAUGCGAAAAGAUUUAUCUACUUAAUCGUACUGUCAGCAAAUUGCAUGACGUUGCUAGCAGUUUCCCUAAGGAGUACAAUCUUGAAGUUGUUGAGCAGGAAGAACAAGUUAGUGGUAAACCAGUAUCAUUAGCUGUUUCAUGUGUCCCAUCAUCUGCACCAUUAGAUGAAACCUUGUUGCAGAGAUUAGAACUCAUCUUAGAUUCUAACAAGCCAACAACAGCAGCAGCAGCAGCAGCAGAUGAAGAAGCCCCCUUACUAUUAGAAGCCGCUUACAAGCCAAGAGUCACUCCAGUGAUGAGGUUGGCUGAGGAAAAGUAUAACUGGAGAGUUAUACAAGGGGUUGAGAUGUUGGUGAAUCAAGGUGAAGAGCAAUUCAAAAUCCAUACAGGAUUUGCUCCACCAUAUGAUGUUAUACACGAUGCAGUAGUUGCAGAAGAUUGA
Molecule: messenger RNA, 4674 nt
Organism: Lodderomyces parapsilosis
Lineage: Eukaryota; Fungi; Ascomycota; Pichiomycetes; Serinales; Debaryomycetaceae
Gene: ARO1
Product: Aro1p
Exons: 1
Coding region: 1-4674 (1557 amino acids)
Biological process (GO): chorismate biosynthetic process; aromatic amino acid biosynthetic process
Cellular component (GO): cytoplasm
Molecular function (GO): 3-dehydroquinate dehydratase activity; 3-dehydroquinate synthase activity; 3-phosphoshikimate 1-carboxyvinyltransferase activity
Source: RefSeq, a predicted model, not a curated record